UUUAUAAAGUAAUGACAUCUUCACUGUCGCAAAUUCCUGCAGAGUGGAGAGUCGUGAUCGCGAUCGCGCUGUCUAUUAAUAAUCGCGCGGUCGGUGCACGGUAGGUGCAAAUCAACGCCUCAAAAUACCAGUGAAAAGCUCUGGCGACGCUGUCAAAAUAUCACUACUUGCCAAGGUCGGGAUUGAAGAGGCCCCUUCGUUCUAUAACGAGUUGAAUGACAUCGGGGGAGAGUGCAUACUUGCUAUCAGGCAUCAGUAACCUUCGGUGGAAUAUUCUAAUCACUACUAAACGAUUAAAAUAAGGUUUUCUAAGAAUAAUUAUCAAAAUUCAAAAUGGAAGCGAUGGAUGAAGAGUCCACAUCAAAUUUACACGCUGCUUCAUCAUCAGCAGCAAAGUCCAGCAUCGUAAAGCAAUGGCUUGAGAAAAUGUCCACCAAUGACCUGACGACGGAAACAUUUCGUGAGUACUGGCGACGUAUGGUUCCUCGAAUAUACACACCAGCACUAAACGAGUCCUGUCUCAACUGGAACUUCAAUGAUGAGGAGAGUAAUCGCGUUUUGUUUACCCCGCUGGAGGAGUUUAUCAAUAAUGGCGAAUCGGCAGCUAUAACGGGAGUCAACAGCCCAGAGAAACCUUCCUCUGUCUGUGGUAAGGUCUUUAAAUUCGGCGAACCGACAUAUAUGUGUCGUGAGUGCGGCGUCGAUAUGACUUGCGUACUCUGCGUCGACUGCUUCAAGAAGUCCGAGCAUCGCUUUCAUAAGUACAAGAUGGGUGCGUCCAAUGGUGGCGGAUGCUGCGACUGCGGCGAUGUGGAAGCAUGGAAAAAAGCGCCUUUCUGUGAUAUACAUAUUAAAGGUGCCCAAGCCGAUGAAUUCUCGAAUCUUACCCCUGACCUGGCAGCAAGAACGAGGGUUGUCUUCGAUGCGGUAUUAUCGUAUGCUUAUAAUCUGUUAACACUUGAAAAUCACAGCGCGUUGAAGCUGAAGGAUCCCGACGAUGAGCUCUUCGAAAGCGACACUUUCUGCACUGUCCUGUACAACGAUGAAGUGCACACCUUUGAGGCAGUAAUACAAACCAUCAGCAGGGUAAUUAAAUGCUCGCAGAAGCACGCUAUAGAAUAUGUCACGAAUAUAGAUCGCGAAGGGCGCGCAGUUGUUAAAUGUUCAAACUUUCAACACUGCACCGAACUCCAAAGUGAGAUUGAAAAGAUUACGUCUCGUCAUGGCAAUAAACCGCUGAUUGCAUUAGUUGUGCAUUCGCAUAUUGUGGCGCAUCAGAUUUUUGCCAUGAAGUUGCUCUCUUGGUUGCAGAAGUUUUUAGGCAAUGGGGAGGGUUUCAGAAAGAUUUUUGCCGAGGUCGGACUGAAGCCCCAGCCAAAUGAUGAACCUUCAAUUAUAAGAGGAAUUUUAGUAAAGGACACGAAGCUGUGGAAAAGCGCUCGAACCCAUUGGCAUCGACUACUCAUCUCUGGUAUGCUACUUGAAUACGAAAAUAAAAAAGCUCUCGCGAAAAUCUUUACGAAAAACUACGGUAGUUUAAUGAAGGACUUCAUCAAGGACGAUCACGAUCACACCUUUUCUGUAUCAUCGCUAUCUGUGCAAUUGUUCACAGUGCCUACGCUAGCGCAUCAUUUAAUAGCAAAUGAUGAUGUUUUAUUUAUAUUGCUGAACACGUUCCUUUCCGAAUGCGCAUAUAAAUGCAAUGCUCAACGAAAGCUUGAGUUUGAACGUAACAGUCCCACAAUGCAAGGUCUCAAGCGGGCGCACUACAUUUUAUAUGAUCUACGGUAUCUACUCAGCGUCGUUCCCGAUGAAUGGACUGAUGAUUUACGCAGAAGUUUCCUACAGGGUUUCUCCUUGUUUCUUAACCUACUAUCAAUGAUGCAAGGAAUGGAUGCUACGACAAGGCAAGUCGGUCAACACAUGGAAUACGAACCGGAGUGGGAACCAGCGUUUAACUUGCACAUCAAGUUAGCUUUCUGUAUUUCUCUGAUUUUGAAAUGGUGCGGCACUGAUAAGGUGGUGUUGGUAAAGGCGUACAGAGCUACAUUAAGCAGUCUGUAUAAUGACUUGGUUGAUAAUGUUAACUACGAUGUCAAUGAUCAAGGAGAGAUACGCGAAUUAAAAAAUUACAGUAUUCUAUGCCUGCAGUAUGAUGUGUCAACGAAACCAGUGUCUAUUCAUCUACCACUAUCGAGAAUGCUGGCCGGGUUACAUUUACACCUCGAAAAAUAUGGGUUGAGUUUUGAUGGUACUGAAUUUCAGUGUAAGAAACCCACUCCUGUGCAGAUUAUUGAACCUGUGUUGCGGACUCAGGUGAUGAUUGCGCAAGUUCACGCGGGCAUGUGGAGACGUAAUGGUUACGCGUUAUUAAAUCAACUCUUCUUUUAUCAUAACGUUAAAUGUCGUACGGAGAUGUUGGACAGGGAUAUAACCCUGUUACAAAUUGGUGCCUCGCUUAUAGAAGGCAACGCAUUCUUGAUUCAUUUACUAAACAAAUUUGGUUUAUUAAAUUGGACUUCUCCCAACUUUGAUCACAACUCGCUAAGAACGAGUGAAGAUGACAGUAUGCGGCAGACGAUUAAUUUGAUUGAAGAGUUUCUUCAGUUAUUGAUUGUCAUUGUUGCUGAGCGACACGUGCCAGGUAUUAGUAACUGCACUGUUGAUGAGAAUAAAAAGGAGGUAAUUCAACACCUAUGCAUGAAACCACUGUCGCAUUCAGAGUUGAAUAAAACAAUUCCUGACGAUUUGACACAUGAAACAGGUCUUGAUGAUGUGAUCGGACAACUGGCGGAUUUUAAAAAGCCGACUAUUGGUAAUGGUAAAGGUGUUUAUGAGUUGAAGAACGAAUUGUAUGAGGAUUACAAUGUGUUUUAUUAUCAUUACACCCGUGAAGAAUUGUCGAAGUCCGAGGAAGCGCAACGCAAACGUCGAAAAACCGCAGGAGAGUUGGAAUGUGUUCCACCGCCAAAGCUACCAAAGCUCAAUCCUUCUUUUGACAUGCUUGUGAACCUCCUGCAAUGUGAUAUUAUGCUUCAUAUUCUACAAACCGUCCUCAUUACAUCACUCAACCUGCAAUCACGGGUAUUUUCUGAAUUACAACUGCACAAAGCUUUGCAUUUGAUCGGCUUUGCUCUACAAGAAGAAGAAUAAAACUAUCCGUUUUUGGAGUUUAGUGAGAAAGCAACCAGGUGGAAGCUUCCUUCAUUAUUGGAGGAGCUUAGUAACAGUCCACGGGUGGAAGCCCAGAACGGAUUGAUCCAGUGGACUAUUAACAAAUUUAAGCAAGUUAUGAAGGUUGAUGCGACGAUAUCAGCAUCAGUUGCAAAAUCUGAAGUUAUUGAUAAUGAAUCCCUGAAAGCCGAUGCGGAGAAGGAGCGGAGAGCUAAACUGGCAGCUGAGAGACGUGCGAAGAUAAUGGCACAAAUGCAAGCCCUGCAAAACAAUUUUAUGAAGGAAAACGCUUCUAUGUUUUCUGGCACUACAUCAGAAACAAGCAAAGAAGAAAUUAUGGAUACAUCCGAACCGGCUGAUAUGGUUCCCGUUGCACUUGGCUUGAAUCAAACGCAGAGGAUAAUAACAGAUGAUAAAAUGUACACUUGUAUACUCUGCCAAGAGGAACAGAAAGUCACCUUGGAUAAACAACCGAUGGUUUUAGCCGCCUUUGUUCAUCAGGCGACCGUUUUAUGCCAACAACGAAACUAUGAUUAUUUGCUCGAUCAUCAAGAUUCUUUAUACUUGAAUACUAAUCUAGGUCCCGCACCGCAUACGAGCACCUGUGGGCAUGUCAUGCAUCGUUCUUGUUGGCAAUCAUAUUACGACAACGUGGUUGUCAAAGAACAUCGUCGUCCUUACCGGUUCCGCAGUCCUGCAAGCUUCGACGUUGACAAACAAGAAUUUCUUUGCCCGCUGUGUGAAUGUUUAAGUAAUACGGUUCUAUUAUUAUUGCCAGCGUUAAGUUCCGUUCAGGAAGCACCUCCAAAGAGUGAAAUCAAUUUCGAGACGUGGUUAAGCUGCAUGGAGACAACCAUCAGCAAAAAGUUGAAAUUAUCCCAUGGCAAAUGCAAUAAUGAAUCUUGUGCGAAUCAUUCAUGCAACACUUGCACUUCGGAUGGUAACGCCGCACCCAGCGGUACAAACGAUGCACCAGAGUGCGACUUGAACUGCACUGUCCCUACCCACCAAGUGUACAAGCCAAUGUCAAAGGGACACCUUAUAGAUCAAUUGGGCGAUGACGUUAAAGAUUUCAUUACGUUAUUCCCGACCAAGUCACCGAACCUGGACGCGAGCCUAACCGAUAUGGUUCAAUUGUUCACACAGGUGACUUAUACACGUGGAUUGAACCUUUAUCCCCAUCCAACCGAUCGAAGAUUAACACCGAUGUCAUGGAAAUCUUGCGCGUAUACUAUUCACUCUAUUGAGACCAUCCUAAGGGAUAGUAACAAACCGUUGUUGAAUUUGUCGAGUAGACAUAGAGAUUGUCUUGAGAGUUUGGUACGUAUCCUAGGGGUGAUGGGUUCCGCUUUGCCCAAAAUCAGCGUGGUUAUUUCAAGUCAUGCAUUGUGUUUGCUAUCGAUGAUUUUUGAACAUCCCAGCGACGGUCCUUCAAUACUUGAUUGGGAUUCGUUUGGUUUGUUGGUGCCACUAACAUUUUCCUUGCCGAGUUUAUUCUGUAAAGAGGAACCCACCCCUGUUCCUACCGGCAGUACGCUCGAACAUCACACUCUGCGCUUAGUGUUUAUCAGUCACAUUGUAAAAAUUUUAAUCACUGGCGAGUUUAAGGCUUUCGAUGAAGAUAUGGAUGUUAAUUUUGAUGCCAAACCAGCACCUAGUGAGAAUAAUGAAGUCCUCGUGAAGAUUCUUCAAAUGCUUCGUCGUGAUGUUGGUAAAAUAUCAGCGACGCAGAUUUGGUCACAAGUUAAAGAUGCUUGUAUACCUUUCCUGAGAUGUUGUGUACUUUUGUAUCAUUUUAUGACUGAUGUGCCAGCACCGCCCGCAUUGUUGGAAACCGAUGGUGACACAUUUGAAAAUAUGUGUUCUUAUCUGGAUUUACCGACAUUGUCCUACGAUCUCUUCAAGUCAAAUCGAGUGAUGGACCAGGUUAAGAAAUGGUGUGAUCAUGAUGAAGUCCAGAAUUAUUGCGCUGGCACUGGUACCAUCAUAGCUAACAUUGUUCGGGAACCUUUGCCAAUCAAUAGUUUAGUCCAGUUACCACAGGAUUAUAGCGAGCUGAUCAAUACAGUCUCUUCAUUCACAUGUCCCAACAGUGAUCAAGAGGACUCCCGCAAUCCAACGAUGUGUUUAGUCUGCGGAGAAAUCUUAUGCUCGCAAAGUUACUGCUGUCAAACGGAAGUAAACAAGGUGAUUAUGGGCGCGUGUAAUUAUCACGCGCAUAAAUGUGGUGCAGGUAUUGGAAUAUUCUUACGGGUGAGAGAAUGCGAGAUUAUGUUCCUCGCUGCGCCUAGUCGAGGUUGCUUCGUGUCACCGCCUUAUCUGGAUGAUUAUGGCGAAACUGAUCCAGGAUUACGCCGUGGUAAUCCACUGCAUCUGUGCAAGGAGCGCUACAAGAAGCUGGAGUCGCAAUGGUUGAACCACAGCAUUUACGAGGAGAUCUCUCGGUCCAUGGAGGCAAACAAUUCGAUUAUGCCUACGCAAUGGCAGCACCUGUAGAUCAUCUUUUUUCCAACUGAUGUUGUACUUAUCAAUACGAUGCUUAUAUUGACACUCAAGCAAUGCAACCCCCAUAUGCAAAAUACCAAAAAGAAGAGUGAUGUAUAUUUUACUCGUAGCCUUAGUAGCACUGACGCAAGAAUUGCUUUAACAUUAACAAGUUUCAUCAUUUUUUCUGUAUUACUCUAUCACUGUUUGAUGCGUACGCGCACCUGGACAUUAUUUUAGGGAGAUUGUUUGCAACAAAUGCAAAUUUGGACAAAAGUGUAUCUUGAAUGUAACGAUGGAAAUGAAUGAUUUUGGAAAAGUGUAUAAUUAACUUGUAUAGAGUAUAUUAGAGUAUCUUUAGCGCAAUGCGUGUUACAGUUGAUAUAAAUAAUUAUUGUACAUAAUUUAGUUUUGAAUUGGUCGGGCGCCUUGGGUGCUGUGACACUACACAUGAAUCGGUGAAAUCUUUGUGGAUCAUUACAGAAGAGUGUGAAGGACAGGAUAAGAAAUUUAGUUUUUUUUCUCUUGGAUUUUAGUCACAAAAUCACUUGUUGAAUCUAAUAUUAAUAAACAGUUUACAACUUUC
This is a messenger RNA of Dalotia coriaria, 6244 nucleotides long. RefSeq names its product Ubr1 ubiquitin ligase (gene Ubr1). Gene Ontology annotation, molecular function: zinc ion binding; ubiquitin protein ligase activity. The record is from RefSeq and is a predicted model, not a curated record. Gene Ontology annotation, biological process: ubiquitin-dependent protein catabolic process via the N-end rule pathway. Lineage: Eukaryota; Metazoa; Arthropoda; Insecta; Coleoptera; Staphylinidae.